Molecule: messenger RNA, 804 nt
Organism: Coccidioides posadasii C735 delta SOWgp
Lineage: Eukaryota; Fungi; Ascomycota; Eurotiomycetes; Onygenales; Onygenaceae
Source: RefSeq, a predicted model, not a curated record
AUGGCUGAACCCCGAGUUGAAAUUGGUAUUGGAGUCAGCAAAGAUGUGGAAAUGAGCAGUGCAAGCGAAACACCGGCUGCCCAGCCCCAGCCUACCGAAGGUGUAGAGUCCAUCACCGACGUGAUUCCUGCAGAGGAGAACAACGAGAUGAUAAUAGCGCCUUCAGAGCCGACCCAGGAGAACAGAUUCUUAGACUAUCUCAAAUCUCCAAUUGUGGAACUAGUUGUAGGAAAAGGCGAUGACCAGACUAUCCUGACAGCACAUCAAGGAAUUCUCACUUCGAGCCCUUAUUUUGCGGAGCUUGUGUCUCAGUUUCCGGAGGAUGGCCCGUAUCAAUACACAGGCGAAUACUUUCCCAAACGGCUAGGAUCGCUCACAGAGGGCCUUGAAUCGGAUCCAUCAAUUCCAGAUAUUGAUGAGACUGGCGACCAACUCCUUAAACACGCACGGGUAUACACCCUAGCCGGCAAACUCGGUAUCGACAAUCUUAAAUCUCUUGCGCAAGGAAAGAUCCACAGGAUCAAUAGUACCGCGAAGGGCGAAAUCGAAUAUGCAAAAUAUGUCUAUACCCAUACCAACCCCGGAGAUUCCAUCCGAAAACCGGUGGCCGCAUUCUGGGCUACAAGAAGCCAUGUUUUACGACACGAAGCAGAAGAAGACUUCAGAUCCCUUUGUUUGCAAUAUCCACAGUUUGGCUUCGACGUGCUCAACCUCGUAUUAGACCAAAAAGAAAAGCGUGCUAACCGCGAGAUUGACAGCCCUGGGGUAAAGGGAAGCGCGAGGAAGAGGGCUAGAAUGGGUUGA